AUGCAUAUUCAAUCGAUUCCUAUGUGGACGGGGAAGGGCAAUAACUAUGCAUACCUCGUUACAGAUGAACCGACUAAGCACUCGGUUAUUAUCGAUCCUGCCAAUCCUCCAGAGGUAGUACCCGAGCUCAAGUCUCAGAUCGCUUCUGGAAAGAUUGAUUUGACUGCUAUCGUCAAUACCCACCACCACUGGGACCAUGCUGGAGGUAAUGAUGACAUGUUGAAAGCAUUUGGCAAACUCCCUAUCAUUGGAGGAUCGAAUUGCCAGUCCGUCACCCAGACUCCUGGACAUGGCGAGACUUUCAAGAUUGGAGAGCGUAUCUCGGUCAAGGCCUUGCACACACCGUGCCAUACCCAAGAUAGUAUCUGCUAUUUCAUGCAAGACGGAGAUGAACGAGUUGUGUUCACUGGUGACACUUUGUUUAUCGGAGGAUGCGGUCGUUUCUUCGAAGGCAACGCGAAGGAGAUGCACAAGGCAUUGAACGAGACCCUGGCAGCUUUACCAGACGACACCAAGGUUUUUCCCGGACAUGAAUACACCAAAGGCAAUGUUAAGUUCUGCAUCUCAGUCUCGCAAUCAGAGCCAAUCAAGAAGCUCCAGACCUUUGCAGAGGAGAACAAGGAGACUCAGGGCAAGUUCACUAUUGGUGACGAGAAGCUUCACAAUGUGUUCAUGCGUGUCGAUGACCCGGUAAUCCAGAAAGCGACCGGCAAGACUGAUCCAGUAGACGUGAUGACUGCCUUGAGAGAGAUGAAGAAUGCCAUGUAG
Molecule: messenger RNA, 768 nt
Organism: Penicillium angulare
Lineage: Eukaryota; Fungi; Ascomycota; Eurotiomycetes; Eurotiales; Aspergillaceae
Product: hydroxyacylglutathione hydrolase
Exons: 9
Coding region: 1-768 (255 amino acids)
Molecular function (GO): hydroxyacylglutathione hydrolase activity
Source: RefSeq, a predicted model, not a curated record